Rotaria sp. Silwood1 is the source of this 2469-nucleotide messenger RNA. The record is from the annotation of a GenBank genome assembly. NCBI's taxonomy places the organism in Eukaryota, Metazoa, Rotifera, Eurotatoria, Philodinida, Philodinidae.
AUGGCAAAUAGCAGAGCAAUAGGUAUUGAUUUAGGUACAGUAUAUUCAUGUGUCAGUGUAUUUCAAAAUGGCAAAGUUGAAAUUAUUUCUAAUGAACAAGGCAAUCGAACAACGCCAUCAUGUGUUGAAUUUACCAAUAACGAACGUUUGAUUGGUGAUGCAGCUAGAAGUCAAAUAUCUAUUAAUUCAAAGAAUACAAUUUUUGGUUUUAAACGACUUAUCGGUCAUAAAUUUGAUGAUGCAACCGUACAGGCUGAUAUGAAACAUUGGCCAUUUAAAGUAAUUAAUGAUAGAGACAAACCAAAGAUUCAAGUUGAAUACAAAAACCAAAUGAAAUUAUUCACAUCUGAAGAACUAUCUUCAAUGAUAUUAGCAAACAUGAAGAAUAUAGCAGAAAUUUAUCUUGGUAAAAAUGUGUCUGAAGCUGUUCUUACUGUUCCAGCUCAUUUUAAUUAUUCACAACGACAAGCUAUCAAAGAUGCUGGUACUAUUGCUGGUCUUAAUGUAUUACGUGUUUUAGAUGAAUCAACAGCAGCUGGUAUUGCUUAUGGUUUUGAUAAAAGAAUGUCAGACGAACGAAAUGUAUUAGUAUUUGAUUUAGGUGGUAGUAAUGUUAAUGUAACAAUUUUAAAAAUUGAAGAAGAUAUCUUUAAAGUAAAAUCAACAGCUGGUAGUACACACGUAGGUGGAGAAGAUUUUGUUAAUCGAAUGGUUGAAUAUUUUGCUCAAGAAUUUAAAUGUAAAUACAAUAAAGAUUUACAAGGUAACAAACGUAGUCUUCGGCGACUACAUACUGCUUGUGAAUGUGCUAAACUUACUUUAUCAUCAUCAUGUAAAGCAUCAAUUGAAAUCGAUUCAUUACAUGAAGACAUUGAUUUCUAUUCGACAAUAACGCGUCAUUGUUUUGAAGAACUUAAUAUUGAUUUAUUUCAUUCAACAUUGGAACUUAUUGAAAAAGCUUUACGUGAUGCUAGAGUGAAUAAAGCAAAUAUUGAUGAUAUUGUUCUUGUUGGUGGUUCAACACGUAUCCCAAAAGUACAACAACUUUUACAAGAUUUCUUUAAUGGUAAACAAUUAAAUAAAUUAAUGAAUCCAGAUGAAGCUAUUGCUUAUGGAGCUGCUGUUCAAGCAGCUAUUUUAACCGAUAACCAAUCAGAAGCAAUUAAAAAUGUAUUGCUACUUGAUGUUGCACCAUUUUCAUUGGGUAUUGAAACUGUUAAUGGUGUUAUGACAACAUUAAUUAAAUCUAAUACAGAAAUUCCUACAGAAGAAACACAAACAUUUUCAUUAACAUCAUUUCCAAAGAGUCAAUCAGGAAUUAUUAUUAAAGUAUUUGAAGGUGAAAAUCCAAUGACAAAAGAUAAUCAUUUACUUGAUAAUUUUGAAUUUUCUGGCAUGUUAUUAAAUUCUGAUGAUGGACUAGGGAUUGAGAUUACAUUUGAUAUCGAUGCAAAAAAUAUAUUAACUAUUUUAGUUAGUGAUAAAACUUCUGGAAAAGAAAAAAGAAUGACAUUUACAAAUAAAAGCGAACAUUUAUCUAAAGAUGAAAUUCAACGUAUGAUUGUUGAUGCAAAAAUAUAUAAAAAAGAAGAUGAGAUACAACGUAAUCGUAUUAGAGUUAAAAAUUCAUUUGAAUCAUAUUGUUUUAACAUGAAAGCAAAAAUUAAUGAUAAAAAUUUGAAAGAUCAAAUUAAUGUUUAUGAUAAAAAGAAAAUGAUCGACGCUAUUGAUAACAUAUUGACAUGGUCAGAAACAAAUCAGUUUGCUGAACAAGAAGAAUUUGAAAAUAAACAAAAUGAUGUUGAAACCUUAUUUAGAAUCGAAGGUUUUGAAGAUAUACCUCUGUUAUCUUUGGAAAAUGCUGUCAAACACUUGGAGAAUAUUAUUCCAAAUGUAAGACGAAAUGCAUGGAUUGCCAAAGAAAGAUCUAUUGUUGUUGCUGAUGGACUUACUCAAGAUGAAUCAGCUGCUAUUCAAUUAUAUACGAUGGAAUGGAAACCAAGUGAUCAAUCAUUCUACAUUCAUAUCAAUACUGUUCUACGAGAAUCAAAUCGAGAUAGACUCACUCCAUUUUUAUAUUAUCUAAAGCUUGUUCUAACAGCUCUGUGGAAACUUCCAUCAAUAAAAACAACAGUAUGGAGUGGUGUUAAAGGUGACUUAAGCAUUCAAUAUCCGAUUGGUAAAGAGUUCGUCUGGUGGGGAUUCAGUUCUUGCACUAAAUCACGACGAUUUCUUGAACAAGAAGAGUUUUUGGGUAAGACAGGCGUAAGAAUCUUGUUUCGUAUCGAAUGUGAAACUGGCAAGUCUAUCCGUGCCCAUUCAUAUUCCAAAACAGAAGAUGAAAUUCUUCUUUUCUCAGCUACGCGAAUGCGAGUAAUCAAUCAAAUGGAUUCUAAUGAUGACGCAGUUGUUAUUCAAUUGCAAGAGAUUAAAUCUCCAUUUCUUCUGCUUCAAUCACCAUUCAUGUAA